CCAACGGCAUAAGUAGGGGACGCAGCUGCAGUCAAACAUUCGUGAGCACGGUAGAACAUAGCAACUUCUACAGAGACGACUAUGGACCUGGCGACAUUGAAGGCUGCUUUCAAGGGCGACAUCGUAACUCCUAGCGACGCCGACUACGAUCAAGCUAUCGCUCGAUGGGCGAAGAACGCAGCAAGAAAGGCCGCUGUCGUCGCCUUCGUCAAGGACGCGGAGGACGUUUCCCUUGCUAUCAAGUAUGCCAAGGAAUCCCAGUUGACCAUUGCGGUCAAAUGUGGGGGUCACAAUGCUUCCGGGGCGUCCUCUGCCGAGGGCGGUCUCGUUAUUGACUUGUCUCGGUAUCUCAACGGUGUGACUGUUGAUGUCGAGAAGAGGCUGGGAUACGUUGGAGGGGGUGCGAUAUGGGAGACGGUUGAUCAAACCGCGAUUGCCCACGGUCUUGCGACGGUUGGCGGUACUGUGAACCACACUGGUGUGGGCGGGCUUAUUCUCGGCGGCGGGUAUGGAUGGCUUAGUGGAGCCUACGGUUUGGCUAUUGACAAUCUCGCCACGGUUGUGACCGCCGAUGGCAGCAUCCUCACGGCAAACGAGAAGGAGAACGCAGAUCUCUUUUGGGGAAUCCGUGGCGCAGGCUCGAAUUUCGGCGUGAUCACUGAAUUCGUCCUCCAGCUCCAUCCACAACGCCGCACUAUUUUCUGUGGCUUGGUCAUAUUCUCACCCGACAAGCUCGAGGCGCUCCUUGACGUCACCCAGGCAUGGUGGGACAAGGGUCCGUCCGAGAAGGAGGGCGUGUUGCAGGGCUUCACUCGUGGCCCGGACCACCAGCCGGCCAUCGUCAUGUUCCUUUUCUACAAUGGCUCCGAAGCAGAAGGCCGGGAGAACUUUAAGGCGUUCUUUGACCUGAAACCCGUCGCUGACUUCGCCCAUGAGAAGCCUUACGAGGUGUUGAACACCCUCCAGAACGGGAUUGCGGGGCCUGGUCAGAACGUCUACAUGAAAGGUUGCUUCGCGCCCUCCGAGUUCCCGCGAGCGCUCCUUCCCGCGGUCUUCACACGGACAAUGGAGCUAUCCGCGCCUGAGCAGUACACCGUCGCACUGCUUUUCGAGUAUUUCCCUCUCGGGAAGGUCAACAGCGUUCCGGACGACGCGACUGCGUACCGCCGACACCUUUCACCGAACGUGCUGUCUGUCGUGUACUACAAGGAGGAGUCCGACAAGGCAUUCAAAUACUCGCGGGACACGACACACGAGCUCUGCAGUCUCAUCACAGGCAAGAGUGCGGACAACCUAGGAUAUGGGAACUACAGUCCUGACAGCGCAGCAUUGCCCGUGGAGGGUCUCGCCCCUGUGUCCAAGGCCAGUGUGAACUUCGGCGCGAAUUACAAGCGGCUGCAGCAAAUUAAGAGGAAGUAUGACCCCGAGCUGCUCUUCCAUAAGUGGUUCGUCAUCACCCCGGCUUGA
Molecule: messenger RNA, 1467 nt
Organism: Dichomitus squalens LYAD-421 SS1
Lineage: Eukaryota; Fungi; Basidiomycota; Agaricomycetes; Polyporales; Polyporaceae
Product: FAD-binding domain-containing protein
Exons: 8
Coding region: 82-1467 (461 amino acids)
Molecular function (GO): oxidoreductase activity; FAD binding
Source: RefSeq, a predicted model, not a curated record